GCAGCGCCGCCUCCGCCCGCGGGGCCCGGGCCGUGCCGGGGGAGGAGGGGGAGCAGCGCCGCCGCCGCCGCCGCCGCGGGCGGGCCCGUCCCCCAGCGCCCCCCCCGAACACCAUAGGCGGCUCCGGCUCCAAGAUGUCCAACCGGGUGCUCUGCCGGGAGGCCAGCCACGCCGGCAGCUGGUACACGGCCUCAGGACCCCAGCUGAAUGCACAACUAGAAGGUUGGCUUUCUCAAGUACAGUCCACGAAAAGACCUGCAAGAGCCAUUAUCGCCCCCCAUGCAGGAUAUACCUAUUGUGGAUCUUGUGCAGCCCAUGCUUAUAAACAAGUGGAUCCCAACAUCACCCGAAAAAUUUUCAUUCUUGGGCCUUCCCAUCACGUGCCCCUCUCCCGAUGUGCACUUUCCAGUGUGGACAUUUACAGAACGCCUCUGUAUGACCUUCGAAUUGACCAAAAGAUUUAUGGAGAAUUGUGGAAGACUGGAAUGUUUGAGCGCAUGUCCCUACAGACAGAUGAAGAUGAACACAGUAUUGAAAUGCAUUUGCCUUAUACUGCUAAAGCCAUGGAAAGCCAUAAGGAUGAGUUUACUAUUAUUCCUGUGUUGGUCGGAGCACUGAGUGAGUCAAAAGAGCAGGAAUUUGGAAAACUCUUCAGUAAAUACCUAGCUGAUCCUAGUAAUCUCUUUGUGGUUUCUUCUGACUUUUGCCAUUGGGGUCAGAGGUUCCGUUACAGUUACUAUGAUGAAUCCCAAGGAGAAAUUUAUAGAUCCAUUGAGCACCUAGAUAAAAUGGGUAUGAGCAUUAUAGAGCAGCUAGAUCCUGUAUCUUUUAGCAAUUACUUGAAGAAAUACCAUAAUACAAUAUGUGGAAGGCAUCCUAUUGGAGUGCUAUUAAAUGCUAUCAACGAGCUCCAGAAGAAUGGAAUGAAUAUGAGCUUUUCAUUUUUGAAUUACGCUCAGUCAAGCCAGUGUCGAAACUGGCAAGACAGCUCAGUGAGUUACGCAGCUGGAGCACUCAUGGUCCACUGAACUGCUGAAUGCUCAGGGAUGGCACCUGCACACACUCUGUAUACGGGGUCCCAGCCUAGCCCUUACAAAGAUACAGUCCCUGGUCUUUGGGUAUACUGAAACCUCAAACUAAUAGAACUCUGUUCUUUUCUAGUAGGUGUAGUCCUUCCUUAGUUUCAACUCAUUUAAAAAUGCUUUCUUGUUUAGGACAAUGGAAAGAAGACUGGUAUCAGAGUUUUUUGCAAGAGUCUUUUUUUUCCUUGGAAGAGAUAAUGGCUAUGAAGGCAUGGUGGUAGACUGUCCUUAAAAAUACAACAUGUAAAGCAUUUACCAUAUCUUAAAUUUGCACUCUUUGCAGACCUGUGCACAUAUACUCAGCUUUCAGAAUAGUUUUGCAAGUUGUAAACGGAAAAAGGGGGUGGAAGCUUUUUAAUAAAAGAUAAAAAAGGAAAACAACGCAUUUAUAAAUGAUUCUGUAUUAGAAUAUAAUAAAACUCCAGUAUAGUCAGUUACUACCCGUGAUGUACAACAGAUAUCUUCUAUUUUAGUUGCUAAUAAAGGGCUACACAAACCAAAA
Hirundo rustica (Barn swallow) is the source of this 1584-nucleotide messenger RNA. RefSeq names its product mediator of cell motility 1 (gene MEMO1). Lineage: Eukaryota; Metazoa; Chordata; Aves; Passeriformes; Hirundinidae. The coding region runs from base 135 to 1028 and encodes 297 amino acids. The record is from RefSeq and is a predicted model, not a curated record. The transcript has 9 exons.